UGACAAUUGAGUAAUGACAAUAGAAAUAGCUCACACUCCAUAGGACCAUCUUUCCCUUUCCUGAAGAACUUUUCUGAAAUCAACUACUUUGCAAUGGAGAGACGGCCAGAGACAGUCAGAGGAAAACUGCAAAUCUUUCAGAAGACGGAAAAAGUGCCUCAAGCGACGGCAGGAUCCCCAGUGCUUGAGUACCAUGCUGCCUUGGUCGCGGGAGACCUGGAGCAUCUUAAGCCCCUCAUGGACCAGUUCUUCCAGGAUGCUAAUGUGGUGUUUGAGAUCGAUAAGGACGAGAUGGAAUGGCAGGCCUCUGGACCCUGGAGUACAAGCGCGAGCUCACCACGCCCCUGUGCAUCGCGGCGGCCCACGGCCACACAGCCUGCGUGCGACACCUGCUCGGCCGCGGCGCCGCCCCCGACGCCAGCCCCGGCGGCCGCGGCGCCCUGCACGAGGCCUGCCUCGGGGGCCACACGGCCUGCGCCCGGCUGCUGCUGCGGCACCGCGCGGACCCCGACCUGCUCAGCGCCGAGGGCCUGGCGCCCCUGCACCUGUGCCGCACGGCCGCCUCGCUCGGGUAAGGACCGACCCAGACCCCGGACCCCUCGUCCUGAACCCGGGACCCUCGGCCACCAGUCCCCAAGCCCGGACCCGGUCCCGAUCCUCCUCAGCCCCUGCCCUGGCCCCGGACCCCGGACCCCUCGUCCCGAACCCGGGACCCUCGGCCACCAGCCCCCAAGCCCGGACCCGGUCCCGAUCCUCCUCGGCCCCAGCCCCGGACCCCGGACCCCUCGUCCUGAACCCGGGACCCUCGGCCACCAGUCCCCAAGCCCGGACCCGGUCCCGAUCCUCCUCAGCCCCUGCCCUGGCCCCGGACCCCGGACCCCUCGUCCCGAACCCGGGACCCUCGGCCACCAGCCCCCAAGCCCGGACCCGGUCCCGAUCCUCCUCGGCCCCUGCCCCGGCCCCCGCACCCCUCGUCCCGAACCCGGGACCCUCGGCCACCAGUCCCCAAGCCCGGACCCGAUCUCGAUCCUCCUCGGCCCCUGCCCCGGCCCCCGCACCCCUCGUCCCGAACCCGGGACCCUCGGCCACCAGUCCCCAAGCCCGGACCCGGUCCCGAUCCUCCUCGGCCCCUGCCCCUGCCCCUGCCCCGGCCCCGGGCGGGUGUCAUCAGCGCUGAUUGCGAGCGCGAGGCGGGGACGCACGCCGCGUAAUGAGCCGGUGAUCACGGGCCUGCAGACGCUAAAAGGCCACUGGCGGGGGUGCGGGCUGAAAAAUUAGGGUUUUUCAUGAUAAUUUUAUGCAGAAUAAUUGGCACAGUGUGACAUCCAUGGCUAGCUCCUCGGGCGCGAGCUUCCGAGCCCCCUCGCGGGCCCAGCCGGGUCCCGGCUCCGCCAGCUCCGCAGCCGCGUCCCGCCCCCAGCCCUCCCUGGACGGCCGCCUCCCCGCGGGGUCCCGGAGGUCCCGGCAGAGGCAGCGCCGACCUGGGGCGUCGCGCGGCACGUGUGAUCGGGUGUCUCAGCCUGCACUAUGUCAACUUGACGUUUCUCCUAGGAUGUCCCCGUCCCUGCCCUUGGGGUUAUAACUGCUCGGCCUUCGAGCUCUGUGGUGGGGAUGAAAUAAAAUGCCCCCUGUAAAGUGCUCGGGACACGGUCAGCUCUCAGAAACUGUGUCGCCCUGGCGGUUUUUCCACCAACUGCCCAGCCUUGCCCGGUGUCUCCUGCACCAGGAGGGCGAGGGGACGGGCAGCCGGGCGGCUGGGCUCUCAGCGACCCAGGCAGGCGCGCACCUGAGACAUGUCACCCACGUUCAGAGGGGACUCAGAAGGGCACAACCACCGGUCUUGAGAAUGACUCGAGGCAAACACGGUUCCAGCGAUAAUGUUUAAAAGUAGCUUUACUGAGGUGUAAUGCACUGCACGUGUUUAAGGUGUACGAUCUGAUAAGUCUGGGCGUAUGCACACGCUCAUGAAACCGUCCCCACCGUCAAGACAGUGAACACGUCGUGGCUCCCAAGAGCUUCCCAAGCACAGCUGUUAUCUCCGUCCCUAGCCCUGGUCUGCUUUCCAUCAUUAGAGCUUAGCUUGAAUCUUCUGGAGUUUUAUAUAAACAGAAUGUACUCUCUUUUGUCUGGCUUCUUUCACGCAACAUAAUUAUUUUGAGAUUCACCUCUGCUGUGUGUAUCCAUAGUUCACUCCUUUUUAUUGCUGCAUAGUAUUCCAUGGUAUGGGUGUGCCACAGUGUGUAUAUUCAUUCAUAGGUUGAAAGACAUUUGUUUGCUGUUUGGCACUAUUACAAAUACAGCCGCUGUGAACAAUUCUGUGCCAGCCUUUGUAUGGACAGAUGAUUUCAUUUCUUUUGGAUAAAUCCCUAGGAUUAAAAUGACUGGGUUGUAUGAUAAGAUUACUGGUUUCCAAAGUGGUACCGUUUUACGUUUCCACCAGCAAUGUUUGAGUGUCCUGGUUACUUCACAUCCUCAGCAGUACAUGGUAUGGUCAGUCUUUAAUUGUAGACAUUCUAUCAGGUGUGUACAAGUAUCUCAUUAUAGUUUUGAUUGACAUUUCCCUGGUGACUAGGGACAUUGAGCAUCUUUUCACGUACUUACCUGCCAUCCAUAUAUUUUCUCUGGUGAAGUGUCUGUUCAAAUCUUUUGCACAUUUUUUAAAUUAAGUUGUUUUCUUAUUAAAUUUUGAGAUAUCUUUAUGUCCUCUAGAGACAAGUCCUGGUCAGAUAUGUGAUAUAUAAGUAUUAUCUCCCAAUCUGUGGCUUAUAUUUUCUUCUCUUAACAGAGUCUUUUGAACAAUGAAAGUUCUUAAUUAUGAUGGAGUCCAAUUUACCAGUUUUUUUUUCUUUUAGGGAUUGUGUUGUGUGCCUAACCCAAGUUCACAAGAAUUUUCUCUUAUGUUUUCUUCUAGAAAUUUUAUAAUUUUGCAUUUUAUGUUUAAGUCUAUGAUCUACUUUCGAUUCAUUUCUGGAUAUGAUGUAAGGCAUGGAUUGAAGCUUUGUUGCUUGCUCGUUUGCAUACGGAUAUUCAAGUGUUCCAGCACUGUUUGUCAAAAAUCCUUUAAUUUCUCCACUGAACCGCCUUUGCACCUUUAUCAAAAAUCAAUUGAUUACAUAUGUGAGGGUUUAUUUCUGGACUCUCUUAUCAAGUACACACAACACAGGGCAAGGUCUGACUGAUUCAAUUGGUAGAGACACAAGGAGCCACUCUAUUACAUAAACAGUGAAAGGAAGAGUAGCCAAAGGUACCAUCUCUUUGUGGUCCUUGUCCCACACACCAGAAAGGAUAACACCUAAACAAAAGGGGCUGGAUGAUCUCAACGUGACUUGAAGGAUACCUCCUUGCUGAGCAGCCCUAUCUAGACUUCAGCAGAACAGGUUUAUACUCCACAGCUCCACUCUGAGGGAGGCGAGGCAGGAUGCUUCAUCCUCAUCAGAACCCAGGAGGGCAUAAGAAACUGCCUCAUGACAGCCACACAGGGGACUUGGGGAGGCAAGUGGACUAUAACCUUAAUGCAGCUCCUUACAAGCUUCCCACCCAGGGGAGUAACACGGUUUUCCACCAAGAUUUAGAUUCAGCAGUGGUUCAAACUUUUGCUUGCUUGGCCUACAUGGAUACAUACAAGGUCACCAGUGCGGCCGCGGCAGAACUGUGCCCCUACGGUAUCUCUAUUCUUCUCCGUUUUAACACCAAUACCAUAUUGUCUUGGAUACUGUCACUUUACAGUGAAUCCCGAAGUCAGUUAGUAUAAGUUCUCAACGAUCAUUCUUUUUCAAAGUUGUUUUGGCUAUUCUAGUUCCUUAGCAUUUCCAUAUGAAUUUUAGAUUCACUUUAUCAAUUUCUACAAAAUAGUCUGCUGGGUUUUGACUCAGGUUGCCAUGAAUCUGUAAAUCAAUGUGGGGAGAAUGGACAUCAUAAAAAUACUGAGGCUUCCAGCCCACGAGCACAAUACACCCCUCCAUUUAUUUAGGUCUUCUUUGAUUUCUCUCAGCUGUGUUUUAUAGUCUUCAGAGUGCAGAGCUUGCACAUAUUUUGUAAGAUUUAUCCCUAAUUAUUUCAUUUUUUGAUGCUAUUGUAAAUGGUAUUUUUUAAUCUCAAUUUCUGAUUGUGUGUAGUUACUAUGUAAAAUUGGUAAUUUAUUUUUUAUAUUGAUCUUAUGUCCUAUAACCUUCCUAAACUCAUUAACUGUUCCAGCAGAUUUUUGUAAAUUCCAUGGGAUUUCUAUGUAAGCAAUCACAUCAUCUGCGAAUAAACAUUAUUUUACUUCUUUUGCGA
Messenger RNA from Cynocephalus volans (Philippine flying lemur), 4275 nucleotides. RefSeq names its product ankyrin repeat and SOCS box containing 18 (gene ASB18). The record is from RefSeq and is a predicted model, not a curated record. NCBI's taxonomy places the organism in Eukaryota, Metazoa, Chordata, Mammalia, Dermoptera, Cynocephalidae. The coding region runs from base 94 to 1278 and encodes 394 amino acids. The transcript is spliced from 2 exons. Gene Ontology annotation, molecular function: protein binding. Gene Ontology annotation, biological process: intracellular signal transduction.